This is a messenger RNA of Quercus lobata, 639 nucleotides long. RefSeq lists its product as uncharacterized. Bases 1 to 639 code for a protein of 212 amino acids. Lineage: Eukaryota; Viridiplantae; Streptophyta; Magnoliopsida; Fagales; Fagaceae. The record is from RefSeq and is a predicted model, not a curated record. The transcript is spliced from 2 exons.
AUGACUGAAAGUACAUCUAGUGCAACUACUCAUACUGCCCAGCCUUGGGAAAAUUCCUCCAGUCCAUAUUUCCUAUCCAGUGGUGAUAAUCCUGGUGUUUCAUUGGUUGUUCAACCUCUUACUGAGGAGAAUUAUAACACUUGGAGUGGGGCUAUUUUAAUCUCUUUAGAUGCCAAGAUCAAACUAGAGUUCAUUGAUGGCUCUAUUCCCAAGCCUCAAUCUGUUGAUCAUCCCUAUUACAUAGCCUGGUGUAAGUGUAACAACACAGUCUUAGCUUGGUUGUUUAAUUCUGUCUCUAAGGAUUUACAACUAAGUAUAGUGUAUUUCAAGACUGCUAAAGUUGUAUGGAUUGACUUGCAGUAUAGGACCUUUACCUAUGGUCAUCAAGUAGAGGACUAUACAAUGUCUUUUUUGAUGGAGUUGAAUGAGACUUGUGCUGUUGUUAGGGGACAGAUUCUUCUUAUGGAUCCUAUGCCUCCCUUAAGCAAAGUUUUCUCUCUUAUACUUCAAGAUGAGAAGCAAAGGAAGGUAGGUGCUGCCAAGAAGAUGCAGAUUGACACUGCAGCUGCUUUACCUUCAGUUUUAGCAGCAAAGAAUGUUAAGAAUGCUAAGAAAGGUAGGCCACAAUGUACCCACUGA